CAGGGCUGGAGGCCCUUCCCGGCUCCUUCCCAGCUCCUUCCUGCAGGGACGGAUCCCGCAAUCGCGGCUCUGCGGUGACACCGGGGGACAACGCGGGGGUCCCCGCAGCCCCCGGGAUGGAGGAGCGGAGGAGGAAGCGCAGCCCCAGGACCUGCCUGGCCCAGCCGGCGCCCCCCGGGGCCCCUCGCCCGCUGCCCCCCAGCAAGAGCACGACCUUCGCGCUGCCGCUGCCCACCCUGCCCUCGCCCCGGCAGCGCGCCCGGCUCCGCAGGACCAGCAAGGAGCGGGCGCGGGCGGGCGCGGGGGGGUCCCGGGGGGCCCCGCUCCAGCACAGCUUCCUCACGGACGUGUCCGACGUGUGCGAGAUGGAGGGGGGGCUGCUCAGCCUCCUCAGCGACUUCCACUCGGGAAAACUGCAGGCGUUCGGUGUCUUUUUUCCCUUUUCCUUCCCCUCUACCAUAUCUCCUCCCCCCCUCCCCAUUUCCAUCCCUCCCCUGUCUCCCCUCUGGCAGCCCACGCCGGGGCAGCCCUUGGAUCCCCAGGAGACCAGCACCAAAAACCCUCUGGAGGAACCUGAACCCCCUGAACCAGAUGGGACCCCCCCAGCCCCCCUGCAGGGCAGGACAGCCCCGACCCCCACGGGCCCAGACAACACCCUGAGCCCCCCAAAUGUGGGGGUUGAGGGUGACAAAGGCACGGAAAAGGAGAGCGAGGAGUGGGACAAUGACAGCGGCGAGACCUCGGUGUGGGACAGCUCCGACCUGGGCACGGAGACCCUCGGAGCCCAGCGGGAAAUCCCUCUGGGAGGCCUUCCCCAAACCCGCUCCGGGCUCCAGGCCUACAGGACCCACCUGCUCAUGGAGCUCAUGUGGCUGCAACAGGCCAUUGCCAGCAGGAAAAAUUUCUUGAUGCUGAAGCGGAAGCUGGGGAUUCCUGACUCCUUGGAAGGCAUUCCCAACCCCCUGGAUUGGUGUGGGGAAGCCGUGGAGCUGCAGCACCACGGGUGACCUCAGGGGAGCUCCAGCUCCGUGGGUUGAUGGUUUUAACUUCAGCAGAACGUGGCAAGAAAACCUCUUAGUUCUUGUAGGUGUGAAUGUUUGGUCAGAGCAGGAUUAAACACUGUGGAGCCAGGGAGGUUGUGGUGUGUGCUGGAGGGAUUCCAAGUGAGGAUCCUUCCACAAGGACCCCAUUCCCGUUGGCUGAGCUGGGUGAUCCGGGGGGAGAAAUGGAAGAUGGGAAGAUUUUUCACUUACAGAAGGUGCUUUUGGAGUGAAAUGCCUGAAGGCAGCAGGUGCUGGGACCUGCAGGAACAGCCUGUUCCCCUCUGAACCGUGUGGGAAUCUGAGCUGUGUGUUUGGGAGGGCUCUGCACUUCACACCUCUGCAAUAUCCAGGAUCUCCAAGUGCCCGCAGUGGAUUUUGGGAACACUGGACCAGUGCCUCAGGGAGGUUGGGAGGUGCUCUAUUUGUUCCUGUAGCUCAGGAACAUUCCAGCUCCCUGGAAAAGGGACUUUCAACGUGGUGCUGUGGUUCCCCCCCUGUGAUCCCCCUCUGCAUUCCUGCUGCCUGAACAGCCUCUGUUGACAGGUGGCAGAUGGAUCCCUCUGUUCCAGAAUAGAUCCCCACUUGUUUGUGAAUAAAAAGCUUUCCUAAUGCUCCUC
Molecule: messenger RNA, 1660 nt
Organism: Neopelma chrysocephalum (saffron-crested tyrant-manakin)
Lineage: Eukaryota; Metazoa; Chordata; Aves; Passeriformes; Pipridae
Product: verprolin-like
Exons: 6
Coding region: 117-1007 (296 amino acids)
Source: RefSeq, a predicted model, not a curated record